This is a messenger RNA of Drosophila ananassae, 3713 nucleotides long. RefSeq names its product checkpoint protein HUS1 (gene Hus1-like). The record is from RefSeq and is a predicted model, not a curated record. Gene Ontology annotation, cellular component: nucleolus; site of double-strand break; checkpoint clamp complex. The transcript has 3 exons. NCBI's taxonomy places the organism in Eukaryota, Metazoa, Arthropoda, Insecta, Diptera, Drosophilidae. The coding region runs from base 117 to 953 and encodes 278 amino acids. Gene Ontology annotation, biological process: double-strand break repair via homologous recombination; telomere maintenance; mitotic intra-S DNA damage checkpoint signaling.
GCCACACCGGCGCUUGGUCGGAAAUUUUGUUACGUGUGGAAAUCAGUGGGAAACUUUGUGUGAAAACUGUGUUAAAAUUCGAAAAAGGAAUCGUUGGCACCAGCUAAAAGAACACGAUGAAGUUCCGCGCCCUGAUGCAGGAUCCGAUGUACAUGCGCGAAUUUCAGGCCAUUGUUGCCACUCUGGCCAAACUGGCCAAGGAGUGCAUCAUGAUCCUUGGCGAGCGGCAGAUGCACUUCAUCGUUAACGAGGACCAGAGCUCCACCUCAUCGCCCCUCGUUUGGGCCAGCAUUGCUGCCGAGGAGUACUUCCCGGAGUACCGAUUGGAGACCGCUCGCCCGGAUCAGGACUACAUAGUGCUGAGCAUGUCGUCGGCCAAUCUUAGCCGAGCACUCUCUGUGCUCCGAGGCGGUGGAAUUAGCAGCUGUAAGCUGAAACUUCAAAGGAUUCAGUUCCCCUGCAUCUCGGUGAUCGCCACCGUUUCGUCAUCUGCUGUUACUGAGGAUCGGGAAGUGGUCCAUGAUGUUCCAGUGUCCAUAAUCCCGGCUAGCGACUGGUCAGCCUAUGUAGUUCCUCGAGUUCCCAACUCCCAGUUGGCCCUCUGCCUGCCAUCGGUGCGAUUGCUUCGCAGCUUGAUCGAUAAACUGAAGAAUAUAUCGCCCAGUUUGGAGUUCCAGGCCAGCUAUGAUGGCGAGCUAAGCGUGAUAGCCACCUCGGAAAUGUCCACGGUGACCAGUCGCUUUCAGAGAUUAGUGCCCCGGUCACUGACAGGAUCUGAGGAGGGGGCUUCCUGUUCUGUGGAUUCCCGGAAAGCGUCUGCCUUCUUUGGGGCCCUUCAGCUGCCCAAUGAAGAGAUGACCAUUGCCAUAGAACGAGAGCAGUCGAUUCACCUGCAGAUCUACGUGCGCCAGGACGUAGUCCUUCAUUCCAUUCUUCCAGCUGUUUGCAUGUAGUUUAGAUCCUAAGUAGGUUAGAAAGAGAUGGAAUAAAUGUACUUUGAAGAAAUAGUAUUCUGUUAUCAUGUUCAAUCUUGUCCUUGUUGUUCACAUGAGGUGUUUCAAGAAACGAAAGCUGUUAUGGUUCUCUCUUUUCCUUGCACUCUCUCAGAUUGUCCCAAAUUCGACAGCCGUGGCCUCAUUUCCGCACCCCAGUCCUCCCUCCAUCUCCCUCUCUCUUGCACUUCCACUGCACUUGCGUGUGGCUUGUUUGUGCUUGCUUGUUUGUGAGCAUGUUGGUGCAUGCAUAUUCAUUAUUUUUGUUUUUGCUCGUUACUGGUUUUAUGUACCUUGUUUUCAAAAACAUCAACAUCUUAGAUAUAUGACACAAAAAUGUAAAAAAAUGGGCAUAGUUUUUAGAGAAAUAUAUGCAAGUAAUGGAGUUGAACUUUAUAUGUUCCUAAUCAGAUGCUUUCUUAUCUUAAAGAUACUAUAUACAGUAGGGAGCAAAAUUGAGUACAUGUUGAAAAUUUGAUGUUUAAGUGCUCAUAACACAUAAACGCGAAAGUAAAUGGUAACACCUUUUUUUUCUAAGAUUAUAUGUAUAUCUUAUUCAUAACAAAAUGGCAUAUUUAUUUUAACCAUUAAAAAAGCCGUUUACUAGAUAUAAAUUAAAAUCAGUAGCAACAUGCAAUAUACUCAGACUAAGAUGAUAUGACACAAAAAGGAAACAAGAUAUUUUUAAUACUUGGUCCAAAGACCCUGGUUUUUAAUGACAUUGUUUAGUCUCCUUGGCAUGCUCUCUAUCAGAUUUUGGAUAAUUUCUUUUGGAAUUUUUUUCCAUUCGUUUUCUAUACGCCUCCAAAGCUCGUCCAGAUUGCUAGGGGCUGCCUCAUAUCGUCCUAGCCGUCGCUUCACAAUUGCCCACAAGUUUUCUAUUGGAUUGAGGUCGGGACUUUGAGCAGGCCAAUCCAUAAGUGUAAAAACUUGAUUUUUCAGCCAACCUUUAACGAUUUUGGCAGUAUGUUUCGGGUCAUUGUCGUGUUGAAAAAUUAAUUUCUGUUCGGGAUAGGCGCAUUUUUCUAUGAAAUCGGGUAGAUUGUUUUUCAGGAUUUCUAGGUAGUCUUCUUUAUGCAUUAUGCCAUCGAUCUUGAUAAGUUUUCCUGUGUUCCACCAUGUAAAACACCCCCAAACCAUAACAUUUCCCCCACCAUGCUUCACACUUUCCCUGAUAUGGGUUCUAUUUAGCUUUUCCCCAGGUCUGCGCCAGCAAUACUGCUUUCCAUCCGAUUGCAUUCGAUUAAAUUUUGAUUCGUCGGACCAUAUCACACGUUUCCACUGUUCUGUGGUCCAAUUUUUAUGAUCUCGUGCAAAUUUGAGGCGAGCCUCAUAUACAUAUACAUAUGUAUUUUGUCUUGUUUUAGAGUCAUUGUAUAAAAAAAAAAAAUAUAUUUUUUCUAAAUAUUUAGAUAUUUUGAAAAACGAUAACAAAAAUAGGUUUAGGGUGGUCUUUUGUAGGGUUGUCAUUGUUUAAAAACCAAAAAAUUCGAUAGCCUUUUGCGAUAACUAGCAGUAGUUAAUUUUUUUAAUUAUUUUAUGGUUUCUGGUUUUAACUGAAAUUUGUUACAAAAACAACAUUAUAUCGCAUCAUAAAUAGAAAUUGACCCUAAAGGAGAACUUCACAAUUGCUCUCUGCCUCCCCCUUUUGUUGCUCUUUUCGUAUACAGACAAAUAAAAACAAACACACAUGCUCCGGUGGAGGAGGUCAGAUGAGUGCAUUCGGCGCUGCGACGACCCUAUUUGAAUUGUCGUAAAUUGUAACCGAACCCUCUCUUGCUCUCUCGCUUGCACAGCUGCACGCAUUUUCCUGCUCGUUUACACGAUCAGCUGAUCGAAGGGGGAGAGAUGGCAACUGUAAAAACAAGCCCACCACAGGUACACGAGAAAUCAAGCGAGAGGACAAGUCUGAGUGAAAGAGCAGCGAGUGGAGCACAACACAAGACAACACAACCCCCACAGCAGAACAAAGAGAGCGAGUAAACUUUUUGUCUCGAUUGGACAUGGCCGUGUGGCCAUUUUGAGUGGAAUAGAAUCAGGAAUUUCAGCUUAUUUAUAUAUUUUUGUGCUUUUAAUCAAUUAGCUAAGCGUAAAAAACAGACAGGCCAGGUGCCAGACACCUUUUGGCAAGUUCAGAAUUUUUCAAGAGAGAGAUGUCUGAGUCGGCGGUUUGUUGACCUCAUUCUCAGGGGUUGAGUGACCUGCUUUCGAGGAGGUUGAGUGCUUUGGCCAAAUGGCUGAUUUUUUGUUGAUUAGUGCCAAUUUAUAAGGCAGGUAUUCCUUGUUAUUUGUGUUUUAUUUAGAAGAUUUUAAAUUAUUAAUCGUGCGGCGCAGCCUGUGGGUCCCACAAUUAAUUUUCACUCACUCUCCGCUUGGCGUCUCUCUCUAUAACGCUCUUUCACUCGUUGGCAAAUGAGUGGCCAUCGCCGUUGCCUUUCCGCCUUUGCUUUUCUCGUUUCAUUCGCGAGUUGGAUUUGAGUGCGUGCACAGCUGAAAAAAAAAGAAAUCAGGAGAGCAAAAUGCAAACGCAUGUGUCUUCUAUAUACUGCUGCUCAAAACACUACUGACCAACAAAGCACGCAAAGGAAUAUUCGGCCAGGAAUAAAAAAGUGAAGUGUUUUAAGAAUGUGUAUCUAAGAGAGAGAGAUAGAGAGAGAGACAAUAAGAAUUAAAAGAAGAAUUAGUUAAUUAAGAGACAUAUUUCGAUGAUAAGAGGCCAGU